Pristis pectinata (smalltooth sawfish) is the source of this 4518-nucleotide messenger RNA. It is a transcript of the gene carnmt1, whose product is annotated as carnosine N-methyltransferase 1. The transcript is spliced from 8 exons. The record is from RefSeq and is a predicted model, not a curated record. Bases 67 to 1245 code for a protein of 392 amino acids. NCBI's taxonomy places the organism in Eukaryota, Metazoa, Chordata, Chondrichthyes, Rhinopristiformes, Pristidae. Gene Ontology annotation, molecular function: S-adenosylmethionine-dependent methyltransferase activity.
CGUUUGUGCCGCCGCCUUCUUGGUGCGGUUGCGAGGGACGUGGUUACCCUGCCGGUGGGGGAAAAGAUGGAGAGUGAGCGGCACCAUCACUGCCCCAUGGAGGACAAGGAAGAGGCAAAGCAGCAAGAGGACGAGGAGGAGCGGCUGGAGAAAGAGCACUUCUGGAAAAUCAUUAAUGCUUUUAGAUAUUAUAGGAUAUAUGCACAUGAGAGGGUAACUCGUUCUGAAAAGCAAUUCCAGUCACUACCAGCAGCUCAUCGGAAGCUGCUUCCUAAUUUUCUUCCUCAUGUGAAAAAAUUAAGAGAGUGUAUUGAACAUAACUAUGAAAUUCUAAAGGAAAUUAUAAACAACUGCAAUCAUAUGUUUGAAAAUAAAGAAUAUGGAUUCAUUGACAUGGAGACUGACAUGGGACGAUUAAAACCAGCAUCUACCUUUGACAUGGACAAACUGAAGUCCACCAUUAAGCAGUUUGUAAGAGAUUGGAGUGAAGAUGGCAAGGCUGAGCGGGAUGCUUGUUAUCAGCCGAUCAUUGAAGAAAUCAUAAAGCAAUUCCCUCAAGAAGAACGCAAUCCUGCUGAUUUGAACAUACUUGUACCAGGAGCAGGACUUGGAAGACUGGCUUGGGAGAUUGCUCGACUGGGUUAUAGUUGCCAGGGUAAUGAAUGGAGUCUAUAUAUGCUCUUCUGUUCACAUUUUGUACUUAACAGAUGUUCUGGAGUUAAUACAAUGACAAUCUAUCCCUGGAUCCAUCAAUUUAGUAACAACAAGCGAUCAGCUGAUCAGAUUCGACCUGUCCAUUUUCCUGAUGUUGAUUCUCAUAGUCUUCCCUCUCAUGCUAACUUUUCUAUGACAGCAGGAGAUUUUCAGGAGAUAUAUACAGAACCAAAUGCAUGGGAUUGUGUGGCAACGUGUUUUUUUAUUGACACAGCCCAUAAUGUUGUUGAUUACAUUGAAACAAUAUGGAAGAUUCUGAAACUUGGAGGAAUAUGGAUAAACCUUGGUCCUUUGCUCUAUCAUUUUGAGAAUAUGGCAAAUGAAAAAUCAAUAGAACUGAGUUAUGAAGACAUCAGACAUUGCAUACUUCAAUAUGGAUUCAAAUUGGAGGUAGAAAAGAACUCUGUACCAUCAACUUACACAGAAAAUGACCAAUCCAUGUUAAAAUACCUCUAUGACUGUGUCUUCUUUGUAGCCAGAAAGCCUGCGCAUGCACCACCUCUAAAUGGCUUUCCACCAGUAAACAGUUGAGAAAGGAAAUGUUCACCUUUUCUUUGAUUACAGACUUUAGAUUAUAAAAUGGAGAAAGGAGUUACUCAGAGUCAGGACAAUCCAAUGACUCCAGAGACCACCGUACUCUAAUAGUGCCUUUUUCUUUUUAAAUUACUUCAGGAAUUCCAAACUAUUUCAGUAGUGUUUUUGGACAACCAGAAAUGUGCAAUGAAAUAAUUAUCCGUAAGAUUGGCAAAAUGAGCAAAGAUGAAGAAAGAAAAAAACAGGAUAUGAUACUCAAUGUUAUUUUCUGCUGAUGUUACCAUGUUGGUACUUGUAUGCACACCUUUGUAUCUUUUUUUAGCUAUUGUUGUGCCCCCAUGUCUAGCUAGCCAAUUCAGAACUGAAGUUGUUCAAUGAGAUGUCCCCCAUGCAUGUAUGUGCAUGCACUCACUCCAUAUGUUCCAAACCUUGAUACGUUGCAUCAUUAUUCUUCACGUUUUUUUCACAUUGUUGAGAUCAGAAUGUUAAUGAAUUAAGUACUUUUUUGUAGACUUUAAGCUUGUUGAAUAUUUUGUGUGAUGUUACUUUAGCUAGAUACCUUUUCUGUUACAGCUGAAUAAGUUUUCCGCUUUUACUAUGUAGUUUUCUAAAAGCUGGAAAGAGGGAUUUGCACUCUGAUUUGAAUUUGGCUAUGGGAAUCUAUUCAGGUUGUGGUGUAAUUAAAACAACUUUGUUACAUCAAUGCAAAAUGCUCAAAAUAUGCCAUAUUACUUGACUAACUUCUUGGCAUUAGCACUCUUUUGCUUUGCUGAGCUUUGUGGUUGCCGUAUUUUAAAACUCAUUAGCUGCCAUUGUUCUUAUGGAAGCAGUUGAUCAGUAUGAUUCUAUUUAAUUUAUUGGUGGAACAUUGUUUCUAAUAUAACAUCAUUUAAAACAAAAUCUAUGAGCAGUAUUGAAAUGAAUGAUACAUAUAUUGGGUUUUCUUUGUUUGGAAAAGAAAGACCAUUGUCUGCUUCAGCAUCUGACUUUGCAUCAUGCCAAAACACAUGUCAACUUGGUUAAAAACAUUAAUACAUUUCUUAACUCCUUGUACUUUUCACCAAAUGGCAACAUUUGAUUACUGUCUAUGUUAACUGUUCCUUGUACCAUGUGGUGAAGUUCAACUGACAGGCCAUGCAAAUCAUGUUAUUUGAUUGCACGACCUUACUCCAGCUCUGUCUAACUUAAUCCCCACUUUAAAAAAGGCAAUCAAAAUAAAACUAUCAUAAUAAACUUAGUUUCCAUAGAAACACACAGGCUAGAGGAUUAUUGAAAAUAAUGUUAUUUCAGAAUUAUUUUGUUAGUUCAGCUUUUGCUCCAGUAUACAUUUCUAAUGCAUUCUCAUGAAACACAUUGUGAUCUAUGUGAUACAAUCUCACAUGACGUACUAAUGUAGUUCAGUCACGUAGCAGUGAAAAUAAGUCCAUUUGUUAACAAUUGCUGUAGAGUAAUUUAAUGAUUCACAUUAGAAUACAAAGGAAGUGACAGAGUGGUCUCACAAUUAAACUUCCAUGACAAAUGCUGGUAUCAAUCACUAAUGUGUACCUUAAUUACUUGCACACAUUUGGUGUUGUGUGUAUAGUAUAAUAUGUUGUUGGUGAUUGGGUUUUUCUCCUGUAGAGUACUCAGAAAAUUACCUGAUAUCUUUUAAUUUAAGAUUGCCUUGCACCAAUCAGUAUGAUAGCUGUAAUUCAGAACAUGUUGAUUUGUAAAAUGCACGAGGAUAAUCCAGUUCCAAUAAAACAAAAAAAGCAAAAACUGCUUACUUUUAAAGCUGUAAUACUGAUGAAUUUAUUUUGAAUUUUGAUUAUUUUAACAGAAAUCUGCCAAACAUAUGAAGCCAACUUAGUUCCUUAAAAUGUUUGCAUUUAACACAAAGUUAAACAGUAAACAAAUAAUACGAUGUUUACACAUCAACAUCAUCUUACAUAAUUUUAUAAUAAACAGUAAAUAAAUAAUGUGGAAUAUUUGCAAAUAUACUUCAGUAACUACAAUUUUAAUUAAUAUGUUCAAGCUUUUUUAAAUGGGAUUCUUGAAUAUUAAACAUUUUGAAGCAAAACAAAAUUAGGAAGUUAUUUUCAUGACCUCAAGACAGUAGUUUGAAGUAAUCAACAUUCCUGUUGACUUGUCAGUGUUUCCAAACUUCUGAGAACAUAGAAUUACAUACAAUGAAAAAUGGCAAAAAUUGGAAUUGUUGGCCAUUACCUCCUGUUUUCCCAAACUAGGAAAAAGUACAAAUCCUUACAAAAACUUUUCACAAUCAAAUAUUAGCCAAUACAAUGAACAUAUAACAGUACAGAACAAUACAGGCCCUUUGGUCCACAAUGUUGUGCCGACCUUUAAACCUCACCUAAGACUAUCUAACCCCUUCCUCCCACAUAUCCCUCUAUUUUAAAUUCCUCCAUCUGCUUAUCUAGUAAUCUCUUGAAUUUGACCAAUGUACCUGCUUCCACCAGCGCCCCAGGCAGCGCAUUCCAUGCCUCAACCAUUCUCUGGGUGGAAAAAAAAACCUUCCUCUGAUAUCUCCCUUGAACUUCCCACCCAUUACUUUAAAGCCAUGCCCUCUUGUAUUGAGCAUUGGUGCCCUGGGAAAGAGGCGCUGGCUGUCCACUCUAUCUAUUCCUCUUAAUAUUUUGUACACCUCUAUCAUGUCUCCUCUCGUCCUCCUUCUCUCCAAAGAGUAAAGCCCUAGCUCCCUUCAUCUCUCCUCAUAAUGCAUACUCUCUAAACCAGGCAGCAUCCUGGUAAAUCUCCUCUGCACCCUUUCCGACGCUUCCACAUCCUUCCUAUAAUAAGGCAACCAGAACUGGACACAGUACUCGAAGUGUGAUCUAACCAGAGUUUUAUAGAGCUGCAUCAUUACCUCGCGGCAAUGCUGACUGGCUUUAUAAAAAUCUCUCCUCCUGCCUCCUCUCGGAGGAAGUUUUCUGUUCUGGUUAAUUGUUGGGCUACAAUGAAAUAGGUUGCUUCCUUUAGUCUUAAACUUCAAUUGCACUCCAUUUGUUUUGACAAAUCCAAGUGUUGUCCCAGAUUGGAAUCAACUGCAUUUUGGAUUUUGGUUUCACCUUUUAUUUUCCUCCUGAAUUGCAUAUGCUCCUCCCCUUAGAAAAAUGAAGGGUGUGGAUAUGCUUCUAAAACUUCAGGAAAGCUCCUGAUUAGCUGGGUGAUAGAAAUUGACUGGACGUCCACAGCAGAAAAGUACAUUUUUGUGUGAGAAACUGCAUAAAAAGUCUAUUUUCUACUAUUCAGAGUGUCACAACUUAUAGUAUU